AUGUUGCAGCCUGCGAAACGUUACGAGUCCGUGGGCCAAUGGAUUGGAAAUAUGGCAUGUUUACUUCAUGCACCUAUCUCGGUAUGGUGGAAUACAGUUGAACUGAUAAAGUGGGAAUGUUCAAAGUCCAAGCUAAUGCAUCCCUAUUACCAGACUAUCAACCCGGCUGGUCCAGUGACGUUAUAUUUUGGUACCUCAAUCGCAGGCUCAACAAAGACAUCAAUUCCUGCCUCACCUCUACCUGAGGAGAACCGGAUGAAGACGGAUCUGGAGCCGUCACAAAGAGACCAGACUUUAACAGGGUGUGAAGAUACGUGUGCCUCUGUGGACCACUGGAUGAGGUCGGAUCCACACAGUCUCCUGGAUACCUGUGGAAAUAACCGCAAGUUGAUGAGAUGCAUCACUUCCGUGGGCCAAUGGAUUGGAAAUAUGGCAUGUUUACUUCAUGCACCUAUCUCGGUAUGGUGGAAUACAGUUGAACUGAUAAAGUGGGAAUGUUCAAAGUCCAAGCUAAUGCAUCCCUAUUACCAGACUAUCAACCCGGCUGGUCCAGUGACGUUAUAUUUUGGUACCUCAAUCGCAGGCUCAACAAAGACAUCAAUUCCUGCCUCACCUCUACCUGAGGAGAACCGGAUGAAGACGGAUCUGGAGGUAUAG
Molecule: messenger RNA, 657 nt
Organism: Opisthorchis viverrini
Lineage: Eukaryota; Metazoa; Platyhelminthes; Trematoda; Opisthorchiida; Opisthorchiidae
Exons: 4
Coding region: 1-657 (218 amino acids)
Source: RefSeq, a predicted model, not a curated record